AUGGAAGUUUAUCUUUCCUAUCCUUUUGCUAAGUAUCUCUGGGAUACUUAUAAUGGCCAUCCUACUUGUAUCGAGGAUUUCUUAAAAAGUGUUACUCGCAAUUUUUUUCAGGACUUAAAGAAAGAUGAAUCUUAUGAGUUUGAUUUCCCAGCCUAUAAAUGGCUUAUUUUUGAUAACGAAGAUUUCCAAGGUCACGACUUUCAGAAGGUAAUCGAUAAGUAUUGGUUCGAAGAGGAUUGUAUUCUUAGCCGGUUUUUAAUUGACCACGUCAUCAUGGUUGAUAUUAACCUUGAGAAUCCUAAUAUGGAUUUCGAGGGUUUUCGCGAACUCGUUUCUAAGGGCCUUGAUUGGGAAACUACUCCUACUCUUAGUAACUUCGAAACUAUUCAGGUAGAUCUUCCUAAGUGUGUUGAAAUCGUUGAUUUGGGAUUAUAUUCGUUGUAG
Molecule: messenger RNA, 444 nt
Organism: Ambispora leptoticha
Lineage: Eukaryota; Fungi; Glomeromycota; Glomeromycetes; Archaeosporales; Ambisporaceae
Source: the annotation of a GenBank genome assembly